Messenger RNA from Engraulis encrasicolus (European anchovy), 5875 nucleotides. It is a transcript of the gene rhbdf1b, whose product is annotated as rhomboid 5 homolog 1b (Drosophila). Gene Ontology annotation, biological process: regulation of protein secretion; regulation of epidermal growth factor receptor signaling pathway. The record is from RefSeq and is a predicted model, not a curated record. The transcript has 20 exons. Lineage: Eukaryota; Metazoa; Chordata; Actinopteri; Clupeiformes; Engraulidae. Bases 732 to 3530 code for a protein of 932 amino acids. Gene Ontology annotation, molecular function: serine-type endopeptidase activity. Gene Ontology annotation, cellular component: endoplasmic reticulum membrane.
CUGAAGUCAGGAUUCACUACUGAGUAGCCUAUUGCCCACAACUUUCGACCUAAUAUUGUCCCUUCACUUCUGCGCAUUCUUAUAACCUAACUCCCAUAGCCUACUGUGAUUUGAUUUUUUUCUGGCGUUAAUCUCACAAGUAUGACGGACCGUUGAGUCAGCUUUGUUUUGUUUUGUAUGUUGCGCUCAGUGAAAACUGGGCAAGUGGAUAUGAAUGAAAGCCCGAGAGCCGACGCCUAUGAAGGCUGACGAUUGGCUCGUGACGUCUGACAGCCGCUUCGACGUCGCCUCUCACACUAUUGCCGUCCGCGCGCGUAGGCGCAUUUAGACUGUGAAACUGAACUUGUUCUACACACCGACUGACUGAAACUCGCCGCCCUGUCCGGGCUUCCAUGUGGAAAUAUAGCGGUCGCUCCCUCCGGAAAGGAUAUUGUAUCUGUUGAACCUGCCAUUUCACCUCGCGCUUGAGCGCGCCAAGGAACUCUCGGGGAUACAAGCCUCAGUUUUGAAAAGGUGAUUAUUGGACGAAUAAUUCACACCUUUCAGCCGUUAUAUGUCACGUGGAUGGUGGAGUUAUGUAUUGACAUAACUGACAGAUUUCAAGGAAAGACAGUUUAUGUAUAAGCUACCGGUUGAUGCGCGGACCCUGUGGCUGCAGUAGCCUACUGAAAUUCCUCAGUAAGCUGGCAGGCGGGGGCGGGGGCGAGGGCCGGCUGAGCUGAGUGGUGGAGAUGGCUGAGCCUGGUGGUCAGCCGGAGAGCGGUGGAGGUGGAGGAAGUGGAGGAAGCGAGGGGGGAGGAGGCGAUGGCAGCAGCAGCCUCCAGAGGAAGAAGCCUCCAUGGCUGCGGCUGGACAUCCCCCCCAGCACCACCCACCAGCUCUCCCUGGACAUCGACACCCCCGCUUUCGUGCAGCCGAUGAAACGAGGAGCUUUCUUGCGGAGCGCUAGCAUGCCAGCGGAGCACACACACCAUGGUUACCCCGGAUACGAACCCCAUGACCUCAGGAGACCUCCUCUGCAGCGGCAGCCUUCAAUUACACAGACCAUCAAGAGUGAGAAAAAGGUUCGCUUUGAGCGGGUCAACACAGUGCCCGUGAAGGGCCAGCGGGGGCCCCGCUACCCACCGCGGAGGCAGCAGUCCCUGCCCAAAGUCGUCCUCAGGGGCACGGCGGACUGGUUCGGGGUGAGCAAGGACAGCGACACCACGCAGCGAUGGCAGCGGAAGAGCCUGCGCCACUGCAGCCUGCGCUACGGCAAGCUGAAGCCCCAGGUCAUCCGUGAGAUGGACCUGUCCAGCCAGGACAACUUGUCUAUGACCAGCACCGAGACGCCACCCCCGCUAUACGUACCCCCCGCUCAGCAUGGCAUGCAGAAGAUUGUGGACCCGCUGGCGCGUGGCCGCGCGUUCCGCAUGGUGGAGGAGGUGGACGGCUUCAGCGUGCCGCAUACGCCCAUCACGCCCGGCGCCGCCUCCCUCUGCUCCUUCACCAGCUCCCGCUCCGGCUUCGGCCGCCCGCCCCGACGACGCAAACGCCAGUCCGUCGCCAAGAUGAGCUUCCGUGCCGCCGCUGCACUCGUCAAGGGCCGCUCGCUGCGAGAGGCGCCCGUCCUCCAUCGCCGCACCCAUCGUCGCAGCUUCACCCCCGCCAGCUUCAUGGAGGAGGACACCAUGGACUUCCCUGAUGAACUAGACACCUCCUUCUUCACACGGGAUGGUCUUAUGCACGAGGAGCUGUCCACCUAUGCUGACGAGGUGUUUGAGACGCCAUCCGAGGCUGCCAUUAAGGAGGCAGAGACCGGCGGCUAUGGGGGGAUGAGUAAUGGCGAUGGGGGGCUCGCGGGAGACGAGAGUGAGCUGACGGGCAGCGCUCUGGACAAGAGCGAACUGGAGAGGAGCCACCUCAUGAUGCCUCUGGAGCGUGGCUGGCGUAAGGGCAAAGAGGGCCCACUGCAGGUGCAGCCCAAGGUGCGUUUGAGGCAGGAGGUGGUCAGCCUGAGUGGGGAGCAGCAGCGUCGGGGCCAGCGCAUCGCGGUGCCCGUGCAGAAGCUGUUCGCUCGGGAGAAGAGGCCCUACGGUCUGGGCAUGGUGGGCCGCCUUACCAACCGCACCUACCGCAAACGCAUCGACAGCUACGUCAAGAGGCAGAUAGAGGACAUGGACGACCACAGGCCCUUCUUCACGUACUGGAUCACGUUUGUGCACCUGCUCAUCACCAUCCUCUCUGUGUGCAUCCAUGGCAUCGCUCCCGUGGGCUUCUCACAGCACGAGACCGUGGACUCGGUAUUAAGAAACAAAGGAGUUUAUGAAAAUGUCAAGUUCGUACAGCAAGAGAACUUCUGGGUGGGACCCAGUUCUGAGAAGCUGAUCCACCUGGGUGCCAAGUUCUCCCCCUGCAUGCGGCGCGACGCCCAGGUGGCUGAGCUGAUGCAGGAGAAGAGGCAGGAGGAGAGACACUCAGGAUGCUGCGUCAGGAACGACCGCUCGGGAUGCCUACAGACCCCACAAGAGGAGUGCUCCAGUACGCUAGCGGUGUGGAUAAAGUGGCCUAAUCACCCCAGUGCUCCUGUGUUAGAUGGCAAACUACGCCAGUACGGCUCCGUGUGCCACCAGGACCCACGGACCUGCCUAGAGCCCGCCUCAGUGUCUCCCCAUGAGUGGCCUGAUGACAUCACUAAAUGGCCUAUCUGCACGCGGUACAACACAGGAAACCACACCAACCUGCCUCAUAUAGACUGUGCCAUCACUGGACGACCCUGCUGCAUCGGCACCAAGGGCAGGUGUGAGAUCACCUCCAGAGAGUACUGUGACUUCAUGAACGGGCACUUCCAUGAGGAGGCCACUCUCUGCUCCCAGGUGCACUGCAUGGAUGACGUGUGUGGCCUGCUGCCGUUCCUCAACCCCGAGGUCCCAGAUCAGUUCUACCGCCUAUGGCUCUCCCUCUUCCUGCACGCUGGGUUGCUCCACUGCCUGGUGUCGGUGCUGUUCCAGAUGACCAUCCUGCGUGACCUGGAGAAGUUGGCCGGCUGGCUGCGCAUCUCCAUCAUCUACAUCCUCAGCGGCGUCACCGGCAACCUGGCCAGCGCCAUCUUCCUACCGUACAGAGCAGAGGUGGGCCCGGCGGGCUCCCAGUUCGGCAUCCUGGCCUGCCUGUUCGUGGAGCUCUUCCAGAGCUGGCAGAUCCUGGCGCGUCCGUGGCGCGCGCUGGCCAAGCUGCUGUGCGUGGUGCUCUUCCUCUUCGCCUUCGGCCUGCUGCCCUGGAUCGACAACUUCGCACACGUCUGCGGCUUCGUCUCUGGCUUCUUCCUGUCCUUCGCCUUCCUGCCGUACAUCAGCUUCGGCCGCGCGGACAUGUACCGCAAGCGUUGCCAGAUCCUGGCGUCGCUGACGGUCUUCCUGGGCCUGCUGGCGGGGCUUGCCGUGCUCUUCUACGUCUAUCCGCUCAAGUGCGAGUGGUGCGAGCUGCUGACCUGCAUCCCGCUGACGGACAAGUUCUGCGAGAAGUACGAUCUCAACGCUCACCUUCACUGAGGAACUUUUUUGCCUUCGGGGAGAAAAAAAAAACAGCAGGAAAAUUCAUUGAGUGAGGGACGAUGAAAGGAUCAUGCAAGAGUAUCAGAAGCACGACCUUAAUGCCCACCUUCACUGAGGAACUUUUUGCCUUCAGGGAGAAAAAAAAAACAGCAGGACAACUGAGGGAGGGACGAUAACAUUAUCAUGUCAGUAUAUCAAAAGUACGACCUCAAUGCUCACUUUCACUGAGGAACUUUGCUUUCAGGAAGAAAAUCAGCUGGAAAAUUCAUUGAGUGAGGGACAAUGAAAGGAUCAUGCCAGAGUAUCAGAAGCACGAGUUGAACGCCCACCUUCACUUAGGAACUUUGCCUUCAGGAUGUUAAAACAGCAGGGCAAUUGAAUGAGUGAGGGACAAAAAGGAUCAUAUCAGAAUAUCAGAAGCAUGACUUUAACACCCACCUUCACUUAUGAACAGUAGGACAACUGGAGGGUGAAGGCGUGUUUGAGAAGGCAUUGAUGAAUAUCUACAUCAAUUGAAAAAUCAUGUAAAAGUACAACCUCCACAGCAAUCAUCUUCAGGAAAGUUCCCUUCAGGGAAAACAGCAGGACAGUGAAGGGUGAAGGUGUUGGUGGGCUUUUUAAGAAGGAAUAAUGUGUAUAAAUAAACAAAAGGAAAAUAUCAGGAUAUCAGAAGUACGAGUCGUACUGUACGAUACUCAACUGUAUGACCUCAACACCCAUCUUCAGUUUGUUUUUAGCAAGAGAAUACAUGCAGUAGAACUGGACCCCGUUUCCCGAAAGCAUCAUUGUUAACCAGUGGGAUUGAAAAUUUCCGAUGGGAAAUUUGCAUUGCAACCAAGUAAGUUGCUAACUUAGUUAGCAACAACGUUGUCGAGCAACGCACCCCUGCUAGCUCGAACUGGUGAUGGGCGUUUUGACUAUGGAUGGAUACGCAACUAAAUGAAAGGAUAUGACCAGGCGUCCUGUGUGAAGUAUGACCUCAAAGCUCACCACCACAGAGGAACUUUCAACUAGUAGAAAUGACGAGCUGUGGGGUGGACUUUUUGAGAAUGAAUGAAUGAAUGAAUGAAUACAUAAAUAAAUGAGAGGAUAGCAUCUGAAGAAGCAGCCUAGCAUGAUAGCUGUAUCUCACGCCAGUGCAUUCCGCGUUGAGUUGCGACGCCUUUGCAAGUUAAGUCGUGGUCUUCAACGCCUCGGAAAAGCAUGUGACGAGGUUUGCAGUUUUCCCACCGUGUUGGCGAAUUUCUAUUGCUAAACGAGAAAAUGCUAUGCUGUGCCCUAGCUAAAAACAUGUCUAACCUUAACCUGUCAGUAAAGCUGUUUCUGCGUCUUUACUUUUGCGAAGAACACUGAAACAAGCAAGGGAAAGGGGGAUUUUUUUCUGCAAAAUUGUGGCCAGACGAAACCAACCCUAAACCUAACCUGUCACUGGGCAUUGUGGAACACGAGUUAACUUGCAAAGGCGUUGUGAACAAGCGCGAUAGAUGGCUAAAAAAUCGCCGUGUUAUCUUACUUGGUUUUAUGAUGCCAUGUUGGAAGAAGAAUUCUGUGAGCAGUAUGACCGACCUCACCACCCACCUUCACUGUACGCCUUUUCUGACCUUUGAACAUCCAGGAAAAACAGAACUGGAAGGGAUGAGGGGCAGCGUGGUGGGAAAAGUGGUUUAAUACAUAAGAAUUUAACCUGUUAUGAAAUGGUAUAUAAAUGUCCUGUUACCAGAAUGGCAAUGACCAAGUCGUAAUGUAUUACUAAUGGCCCUGUGUUAUGUCACAGUAGUGUAGUACUAUGGUAGUUAACCUCUCAAUGACUAUUACAGUGUUCCACUGGUGGAACGGUGUGCAUUCUGAAUUGAAAAACAAGUAUAAUUUCAAGGCUUGGCCCCACUAAGGCUUUUCAAUCUUUCAAGGAAGAAAACCAAUAGAACUUUGUGGGGGUCAAUGACUUUUUUUUGUCUCAGAUGUCAGGUGGUACAACAACAGCUAAUGCCCAUUGAUUAUUGGUCAUUAAUGUACUGCAAUGAAUAUAGAUAAACCACUAAAACAAAGAAACAUAAUUAAAUCCAUACAAUAGUGAUUGUAGCUGUGGUUGCACCACCCUGACAUGUGCUACUACUAAGAUAGAAACGGACACCAAAUGAGUGUAAGAUGUCUAGACAAUUGGACAUUUUCUGGAGCAGCUCACUCACUCACCUCACACAAUCCUUCCUGUCUUUCACCAGGGUAAUAUAUCAACAGGACGGAGGAGAAGGCUUUUUUAUUUAAAGGGACACUGUGUGAGAUUUUUAGUUGUUUAUUUCCAGAAUUCAUGCUACCCAUUCACUAAUGUUACCUUUUUCAUGAAU